This is a messenger RNA of Aspergillus puulaauensis, 1005 nucleotides long. RefSeq names its product RTA1 domain-containing protein. Bases 1 to 1005 code for a protein of 334 amino acids. Gene Ontology annotation, cellular component: fungal-type vacuole; plasma membrane. NCBI's taxonomy places the organism in Eukaryota, Fungi, Ascomycota, Eurotiomycetes, Eurotiales, Aspergillaceae. The record is from RefSeq and is a predicted model, not a curated record. The transcript has a single exon.
AUGGAAGACCCAAGGUACCCCAACGCAACGCUCCUGAACGAGCAGGAGCUGUGCACCCUGGAGACAUGCCCCAUGAGUAUGGCCUCAGUGGGAUAUCUCCCCGUCUUCUGGGGCCAGAUCCUCUUCAUCGCCAUCUUCGGCGCGGUUCUCAUCGCCCAUAUCGGCCUGGGCAUCCGCUACAAAACAUGGACCUUCAGCAUCGCCAUGUUCUUCGGCCUCAUCGGUGAAGUUGUCGGCUACGCUGGCCGCAUCAGCUUGCACGACGACCCCUUCAACGGCGACGCCUUCCUCCAAUACCUCGUCGCCCUAACCAUCGCCCCAGCAUUCCUCACGGCAGCCAUCUACCUCACCCUCUCCCGUGUCGUCGUCGCCUACGGUGAAAAGAUCUCCUACUUCAAGCCUCGCACCUACACAAUCACAUUCAUCACCUUCGACGUCAUCGCGCUCGUCCUCCAGGCUCUCGGCGGCGGCAUCGCGUCCUCCGCCCCAGACGACGACAAGGACCAGAGCGAUCUCGGAGUCAACAUCAUGAUCGCCGGUCUUGCGUGGCAGGUCGUCAGCCUGUUCAUCUUCACUGCCAUGUCCUCGUACUUCUUCCUGCGCGUGCGCAAGGCACCACGCUCAGACUUCAACAUUGAAUUCGAUGCUCUCCGCGCAAAGCCCUUCUUCAAGGCAUCCCUGAUUGGUCUCGGCGUCGCAACAUUGGUCAUCAUCGUCCGAUCGAUUUUCCGAUGCGCUGAGCUGUCCGAGGGCUUCGAUGGUGAACUUGCCAACGAUGAAGUCACCUUUAUGAUCCUCGAAGCGGCUAUGAUUGCCAUUGCAGUCAUUUGCUUGACUGUCUUCCACCCCGGUCUUGUAUGGAAAGCCCAGUGGCACCGGGCUGUCUGGUCGACUCGUGGAAAGGGUGGUGACUACAGCAAGGCUGCUGCUGGGGACUCGGAGAUUUCGCUUACGCAGACGGACCCCUCGCGUAACUGGUACCAGCGUGAGAGUCAUGCUGUUUAA